This is a messenger RNA of Prosopis cineraria, 2156 nucleotides long. Its product is annotated as cysteine-rich receptor-like protein kinase 2. The record is from RefSeq and is a predicted model, not a curated record. The transcript is spliced from 8 exons. Gene Ontology annotation, biological process: protein phosphorylation. Lineage: Eukaryota; Viridiplantae; Streptophyta; Magnoliopsida; Fabales; Fabaceae. The coding region runs from base 157 to 2121 and encodes 654 amino acids. Gene Ontology annotation, molecular function: ATP binding; protein kinase activity.
CCUUCCCCUUACUUUCACACACACACACACACACACACACACAUAUACUCCACAAACAUUUCUGAUGUUCUCACAACUCUCUCCCUCCUCCUUCAUCUUCUUCCUCACCACACAGAGCCAGCCAACCCUAAUAGAUAUACACGUCUGCAGCAAAAGAUGCUUCAACGUGAUCGUAGUCUCCUUCCCGUAGCCACCUUCAUAUUCUGGUCAUGUUUCUGCUGCUCCUUCGACGGCGUCGUUUCGGAUCCCCAGACCCUAUUUUUGAACAGAGGGUGUAGCCAGUACAAUGUCUCCAACUUGGCCAGCUUCAACGAUAACCUAAACGCAACGUUUCGAGGGCUCAGAGACAAGGUGGCUAGGCAGAGAGCUUUCUUCGCCACGGUGAAGCAAGCCCACGGAGCUAGCCCCGUCUACGCUCUUUUUCUUUGCAGAAACUACCUCUCCCCCGCCGACUGUGCCGCUUGCUUCGACGUCGCCGCCACACAGAUUCGCAACUGCUCUGCCGGAGCCAACGGUGCCCGCAUCGUCUACGACGGCUGCUUCCUCAGGUAUGAGAGCAGCAGUUUCUAUGAUCAGACAACACAACCUGGGAAUGGCAUGGCUUGUGGGAAGCAAACAUCAGGAGAUAAGACAACAUUUGACUCAACAGUUGAAAAAGUGCUAAUGAAUCUCCAAACAGCAACACCCAGAAUUCCUGGUUUCUUUGCAGCCACAAAGACUCAAGUACCUAACAAUGGUCCUACUAUUUAUGCCGUUGCUCAAUGUGUUGAUUCUGUCACAGAGAGUGGCUGCCUUGAUUGCUUGAAGGUUGGAAACAACAAUCUGCAGAUGUGCCUUCCCACAUUGGAGGGUAGGGCUUUUGAUGCUGGCUGCUUCAUGAGAUACUCCACCUCUUCCUUCUUUCCUGAUAACCAGACCAUUGGUGAUUUCACACCCUUCUUGACACAAGGUUCAAGCAAGAAGAGAGCUAUUAUUGGUGGGGUUGUAGGAGGUGUAGCUUUUCUUUUGAUAGUUCUUGCAGUGUUUCUUUUGAUUAAACAAUCAAUGAGACCAAAGACAAAGAGGGUUCCCAGAGGUGACAUAUUAGGAGCAACGGAGCUGAAAGGCCCAGUUAAUUACAGGUAUAAGGAUUUGAAGAUUGCAACAAAAAAUUUCAGUGAACAAAAUAAAUUAGGAGAAGGAGGAUUUGGUGAUGUUUACAAGGGCACUCUAAAGAAUGGGAAAAUAGUUGCUGUCAAGAGAUUAGCUUUAGGCAACCAUAAGAGGAUAGGGGAAGAUUUUGAAAGUGAAGUGAAGCUCAUAAGUAAUGUUCAUCAUCGAAAUCUUGUUCGGCUUUUGGGAUGUUGCAGUAACGGCCAAGAGAAAAUCCUUGUUUAUGAAUACAUGAAGAACAACAGUCUUGACAAAUUCUUAUUUGGUCAAAACAAAGGUUCUCUCAACUGGAAACAACGAUAUGAAAUAAUUUUAGGCACGGCAAAAGGUUUGGCCUAUUUACAUGAGGAAUUUUAUGUAUGUAUCAUACAUAGAGAUAUAAAGAGUAACAACAUCCUCUUAGAUGAUCACCUUCAGCCUAGAAUUUCUGAUUUUGGAUUGGCAAGACUUCUACCAACAGACCAGUCUCAUCUUAGCACAAAAUUUGCAGGAACAUUAGGAUACACUGCACCUGAAUAUGCAAUUCACGGCCAAUUAUCAGAAAAGGUUGAUACCUAUAGUUAUGGAGUUGUAGUUCUAGAAAUCAUCAGUGGCCAAAAAAGCAGUGAAUUAAAGGUUGAUCCUGAUGUUGAAGGCGAAUUCCUACUGCAACAAGCUUGGAAACUAUAUGAGAAAGGCAUGCACUUAAAGUUGGUGGACAAUACCUUAGACCCUAAUGACUAUGAUCCAGAAGAAGUGAAGAAAAUCAUAGAGAUUGGUUUGCUUUGUACCCAAGCAUCUCCUGUAAUAAGGCCAACAAUGUCUGAAGUUGUUCUCCUGCUUAAAAGCAAGGGCUUAUUGGAGCACAUGAAACCCACCAUGCCUAUCUUUGUUGAAACUAAUUUGAGGUCUAGAGAAGGCACCUUCACGUCAGCUUCGUUCCUUCAAUCUAAUGCUACAGCCUCCACUAUUACCCUAUCAGGCAGAUGAUAGUAUUAUACCAAAAGGGGGAAAAAAAUUACAGU